Molecule: messenger RNA, 351 nt
Organism: Rotaria socialis
Lineage: Eukaryota; Metazoa; Rotifera; Eurotatoria; Philodinida; Philodinidae
Source: the annotation of a GenBank genome assembly
AUGGCACAGUGGAAAAGCGGAUUAUGUAGCUGUUUUGAUGAUAUGUCAACAUGUCUACUUGGAUGUAUCUGUCCUUGCUAUUUAUUUGGUCAAAAUGCCGAACAAAUUGAUGGAUCAAACAAAAUUACCACGUGUAUAAUUUAUGCAUUGUUAGCUGGGUGUCAUAUCUGUUGUUUUGUUCAGAAACCUAAACGAGCAGCGCUUCGUGGUGCUUACGGGAUCGAAGAGGCGCCAAAUGAUUUACUUGUUACAUGCUUUUGUAGUGCUUGUGGCAUUUGUCAAGAAGCAAGAGAACUGCGUGAACGAGGUGCAAAACCUGGUGUACCAAUAGUUGCUUCUCAACCGCGUUAA